CUUUACGUUCAAAUUUUCGCGCCUAAAGUUCUGUCAGGAUUAACGGCUCCCUCGAAUGUUUAUCAUAAAAAAAUGACUAGAACAGACAUCUACUAACAGAAAAUUUGGAUUAUGACGAAAUCAUCGACAUCUUUAGUUCAACACCCAGACAACUUGUUUCGAACAGACAUCAGUCGUUUAAGGUUGAGCAUCAUGUCUCCUCUCAGCUGUGAUCUACACUGAGUUCAUGGCCUCUGAUGGGUCUCCAGUCAGAGAUGCUCGAGAGAAGCAGAAGAAGAAGAAGAAGAAAGCGGACCGGAGCGGGACGGACAGAGCUGAUGUGGAGGAGACAGACGCUCAGCUGGAGAUCCAGAGACUGACCGCAGCUGGACAUGCAGCGCUGCAGAGAGGAGACAAUAACGCAGCGCUGCAGAGCUUCAGGAGCGCAUUCAAGGCUGCCACUAAGCUCAGAGAGAAGAGACUGCAGCGGAGCUGUGCGUUUAAUCUGGGCGCGGCAUACGUGGAGGCGGGCGAGCCUCAGAAGGGGCUGGAUGUCCUGUCGCGCACACAGCCGGGCGAGAGAGGUGAGCGGAUCGCAGACCUGCAGUUUAACCUGGCCACGGCCCACGAGGCUCUGGGGGACCGAACGCAGGCGGUGAGACACUAUCUGCAGGCCGCGCAGCUGUACCGAUCGCAGGGAGACGCCGCAGUCGAGGGAGACACGUGCGUCAGACUCGCACACUGCCAUCUGCUGGGAAAGGAGUGGGACGAGGCUGCAGCGAGUUUCCAGCGAGCCGCUGAGAGUUAUAAACUAGCGGGAAACGCGUCUGCAGCUGCGCUGGCACUGAAGGAUGCUGGGAAACACAUGCUGCAGAGCGGCCGCAGCUCCAGCGAUGACAUCAUCAGCGUGCUGACCGACAGCCUGGAGAUGAGCAGCGGCAUAAGCGAUCAGCAGACGCUAGGGAAGCUGCUGAGUGACGUGGCUCUGAGUUUCUCUCAGAUGAGGCUGUUCUCCGAGGCGUCUGAGUGUUACGAGCAGGCCCUUCCUCUGGUCUCCUCCAAACCGCACAGACUGGCUGUGGUUCUGCAGAAUCUGGGAGCUGUCUAUAAUAGUUUGGGUCAGUACCAGCAGUCCCUGAGAUACCACAGAGAGGCAGCGGCGCUCCACGGCUCUCUAGGCAGUCGUGGAGCUCAGGGUCGCUGCUUCAGUAAUCUGGGAUUCGCUCUGGUGGAGCUGGGAGAGCUGGAGGAGGCGUGGGAGAGUUACCUACACGCACAACAGGCCUUCAGAGACACCGAUGACCCGUCUGGUCAGUGGCAGGCCUGCGAGGGUCUUGGUGGGAUUAAGCUACAGAUGAGAGACCCGGAUAAAGCCGCCACGUACUAUAAAGAUGCUCUUCAACUGCUGUGCAAAUGCCAGGACGUGUCUGGUUCAGUGCAGGAGCGUCUGGUCAGUGAACUGAGUGAAGCGUUGCAGCAGAAGCUGCUCCUACAGCAGAGAGGACCAACAUCACAGCGAACCGUCCCAGAGCGACAUCGCAACCGACGACAGCCACGGACGACGGCUGUGAGGUCUGACGUCCAGCAGUGGAGGAGAGAGAUGCCGAACGGAGAGAACGCACCCCACGGGAAGCAGCACAGCCAAACCAUUACCUCAUCAGAGACACACCUGCGGCAGGAACAAGAACAAGCUGGUCAUCACAACACACUCCCAGAGGCCAACAGGAAUCUGAAUAACACGUAUGAUAAAGCAGAGGUGAAUCAGCAGAUCCUGCCAUCAGAGUCCUCCGGAUCAGCAGCACACGGUGAUGUGUGUGCUGAAUCUGUGAAGCCGAAGCCGGUGCAGAUGAACGGCAGACACCCAUUGGUCAGGAGCACAGUGACUCCACCCCUCACUCAGCCUGACAGCAAUGAGGCCACGCCCCUAAUGAGGAGACUGAAGUCCAGAUUCUGCACGGUCAUGUGACAUAAAGGAUAAUAUCUCCAUAGAGAUGAGGUUUUCUAGUGUUUUAGGAAUUGUGUUUGCCAUGGCGACGCUUCCAGACUGCAAACACAAGCAUUCAAGAUUAAAGAUGGAGAGGAGCUGCACCUGCAUUAGUGGACAUCACCUGUCUGAAUGUAUUUUCUAUUAAAAUGAGAUAUUUUAAAGGGUGGAUGAGACGCCCUGAAGUCUUGGGAUGCCAACUGUGUGAUCAUAAAUCAUGUAUUAUUUCAUGCAGUAUUUCUGGAUUUCAGCAGGACAAACGUCUUCUCAUUAUUGUCUCAUUUCAGUCUCAUUAAACUUUCAUCCACUUUGAAUCCACCUGCCUUUACAAUAUUAAAGCACCUGCUGCACUGAUAAUAUCAAAAUAAAUUUUAUA
Molecule: messenger RNA, 2339 nt
Organism: Onychostoma macrolepis
Lineage: Eukaryota; Metazoa; Chordata; Actinopteri; Cypriniformes; Cyprinidae
Product: tetratricopeptide repeat protein 24
Exons: 14
Coding region: 227-1945 (572 amino acids)
Molecular function (GO): protein binding
Source: RefSeq, a predicted model, not a curated record